Molecule: messenger RNA, 1320 nt
Organism: Rhododendron vialii
Lineage: Eukaryota; Viridiplantae; Streptophyta; Magnoliopsida; Ericales; Ericaceae
Exons: 3
Coding region: 158-1117 (319 amino acids)
Molecular function (GO): hydrolase activity
Source: RefSeq, a predicted model, not a curated record
UACAACUUGUCUACAAUAAUCCAGAAAACGAAGUUUGUAUGGCACAUAAUACUACUAUCCUCUCUCUCUCUCUCUCUCUCUAGACAAGAACUAGCAGGGUGUUAAAAGCAAAGCAGGAGGCCAAUCAGGCAAUGCGCUUAGAGUGAGAAAGAAGAAGAUGGAGAAGAUAGAGCAUAAAACAGUAAGAGUGAAUGGCAUAAACAUGCACGUAGCAGAGAUAGGUGAAGGCCCAGCAGUGCUGUUUGUUCAUGGUUUCCCGGAGCUCUGGUACACAUGGCGUCACCAGAUGCUCUCCCUAUCCUCCCAAGGCUACCGCACAAUCGCCCCGGAUCUCCGCGGUUACGGGGAAUCUGAAGCGCCGCCUUCCCCAACAAGUUACACUGCCCUCCACAUUGUUGGCGACUUAGUUGGCCUGUUGGAUGCUCUGGGCUUGGAUCAAGUCUUCCUAGUAGGCCAUGAUUGGGGGGCUAUUAUUUGUUGGUACUUCUGCUUGUUCCGGCCCGAUCGUAUCAAGGCCCUGGUCAACAUGAGUGUUGCGUUUCGGCCUAGGCAUCCUUCUAUAAAGCCCGUAGAAGCAAUGCGAGCUAUGAUGGGUGAUGGAUACUAUGUCUGCAGGUUUCAGGAACCUGGGGAGACAGAGAAAGACUUUGCACAGAUUGAUACAACGAUACUGAUGAAAGCACUACUUUCAAGCCGCAAUCCAAGCCCACCUUGUGCUCCUAAAGAUAAAGGAUUCACGGACUAUAUGCAGGCUCCAUCCACGUUGCCCUCAUGGUUGACUGAGGAAGACAUAGAUUAUUUUGCCACCAAUUAUAGGCACAAAGGUUUCACUGGAGGACUCAGCUACUACCGCGCACUAGACCUGACCUGGGAGCUCACAGCAGCUUGGACAGGAGCACAGAUAAAAGUGCCAGUGAAAUUUAUUGUAGGGGACUUGGAUACAACUUAUAACACCCCCGGUGCCAAGGAAUAUAUACACGAAGGUGGUUUCAAGAAAGACGUCCCACUUCUGGAAGAAGUGGUGGUGAUGGAAGGAGUAGCUCACUUUAUCAACCAAGAAAAGCCAGAGGAAAUCAGUGCUCAUAUAUAUGAGUUCAUUCAGAAGUUCGGAAACUAACAGCCAAUAGUUCUCUCUUGGUGGCAUGUCCUUGGAAGCUAAUAAGAAAUAUUCUCCAAGAAAUAAGAAGCUAAAGACUCAAUGAACAAUGUGCUCACUAAGGGAUGGCCAUAGGGUAGCUCGUGGUGAUAUAAUAUUGAUCAGUAUUUCUUUUCAGAAUGCUGUAACUUCUUUUUUAAUCCAAAUUUCCUCUAUUUCUUCAA